AGAAACUGUGGCCGUAUGGAGAGGGUAUCCCCACCAUAAAGAAUUUAUAAUAGCGGAUGUAUAACUGUGAUUCGUAUAACUUGUACAAGUAAAUUCUUUAACAUGACUGACGGUAAAAACGAUAAAAUCAAAGUAGAUCUGGGAUUACUUGAAGAAGAUGAUGAAUUCGAAGAAUUCCCAGCAGAAGAUUGGACGGCAAAAGAUGAAGAUAAUGAAGAUAUUAGUGUAUGGGAAGAUAAUUGGGAUGAUGACGAUGUUGAAGACGAUUUUAAUCAACAAUUAAGAGCACAACUAGAAAAACAAAAAGGUCAAGGUGAACCAACAAAAGAAGAUUAAAUGGUCUGCAACAUUUAAUAGAAAUCAAUAAUUGUGACAUCAAGACAUCUAACAUUUGCAUAUUUAAAUCCAGAUUAAUCUUUUUUAUUUCAUAUGAAGUAAGUAAAUAUUUUAGAAUCUUCUGUGUAUCUUCCUCCCCAAAAAUAAGUUUCAUAUCACUUGGGAUUUUUUUUUGCAAUAUUUCAAAUAUUUUAUCCUUUACAAGUAUAACAGAUUCUGCUGUGACGUUACUUUGUGAAUUACAUGUAAAUGACAUAUUACUUAAAUUGUCUGAUAACUUCGAAAUAAUUUUCUGGAAAUAAUUAUGUACAUAUAUAUAAAUGCAUAACAAAUAGUAAUAUUUUAUAUAUUUUA
Molecule: messenger RNA, 690 nt
Organism: Vespa velutina
Lineage: Eukaryota; Metazoa; Arthropoda; Insecta; Hymenoptera; Vespidae
Gene: Sem1
Product: 26S proteasome complex subunit SEM1
Exons: 4
Coding region: 103-336 (77 amino acids)
Biological process (GO): double-strand break repair via homologous recombination; proteasome assembly; mRNA export from nucleus
Cellular component (GO): proteasome regulatory particle, lid subcomplex; proteasome complex
Source: RefSeq, a predicted model, not a curated record